GAGAGAGAGAGAGAGAGAGAGAGAGAGAGAGAGAGAGAGGAACCAGCCUGGAAACCUGAAGGCUGCUUUCUGCUCGUCUACACUUGCCCCUUGUUAUUUGCAAAGCUGGUUCAGAACUUCUGGAUCACAUGGUAUUCCCUUGCUUUGGAGAAGGAAAAGAGAAGGGAGAAAGAGGAAGGUGAGGCAGAGAAAAGCAAGCACCCCAGGCUGGUGUUGUUCCAUCUUCCCCACCCCUUUGCUCUCUUCCUUGCACAGAGAUGACUGGAGCCUCCUAGCCCCUGUGAAACUGAAGGGAGGGGGCAGAGGAGGAGCAGGAGGCCAGAUGAUCAGCUCAGCAGUAGAGGGAAAAUGUGAAACAUGAAGAACCAGCUCACUGUUUGUGGAAGGAUGGUGCUGCUCCAAGUGUUCCUGCUGCUGCAUUUGCUCCCCUGUCUUGGCUCUGUGAAGGCUUUCUUGGGAUCCCAGCCCAAUCGGAAUAAUUUGCAGAACACAGUAUCUGGUGCAUGUGAGAUGGAGCCCUUAGGAUACUACAACGGCUCGCUUUCUGUGACAUUGUCUGGGUCGGCGUGCUUAAACUGGUUGGACUUUCCUGAUUACGUUCAUCAAUAUCCAAACCGGGGCUUAGGGAAUCACAACUACUGCAGGAAUCCAGAAGGUGGCGCCACGCCUUGGUGCUUCUACCAACUUGCCUCUGGAGCCGUAGGCUGGGCCAACUGUGACUGCAGCCAAGGUGCUGUGCGACUGAUUCAGAGUGGAAGAGUGGAGCUGUACUUCAAUGGGCUGUGGGGCACUAUCUGUGGGGAUCACUGGACAGACUGGGAUGCCAGUGUGGUCUGCAGACAGCUGGGACUCAGUGAAAUUGGCACAGCCCAAAGGGAGAGUUAUUCUGGUUUGGGUCCAAUACCCUUCCACCUGCAGUCCGCAAACUGCCGUGGGGAUGAGAAGAUGUUGUUGCAAUGUAGCUACCAAGAGAUGUUCAGAACCUGCAAGCACGGAAAUGCUGUGGCCAAAUGUGCCCCACCGCAAGGUGUAGGAUCUCCGCUUCGUCUGGUGGGAGGCAAAAAUAGCUUUGAGGGUCGAGUGGAAGUCUAUCAUGGUGGUCUUUGGGGCACCAUUUGUGACGACCAGUGGGAUGACAAAGAUGCUGAGGUGAUUUGCAGACAGCUGGGCUUCAGCGGAUCCCCAAAGGCCGUGUCUUGGGCUCAAUUUGGACAGGGCCUGGGCCCAAUCCUGCUGGAUGAAGUGGAGUGCACGGGCAACGAGCUUUCAUUGGACCAGUGCAAGAAGAGUACCUGGGAAGAACACAACUGUGACCACAUUGAAGAUGCAGGGGUAAUUUGUGACCCCUUUGCAGCAGAAGGUACUAUUCGACUGGCAGGAGGGCACAAACCGAAUGAAGGAAGGGUGGAGGUAUACCACAAUGGAAGCUGGGGAUGCGUGUGUGAUGAUGGCUGGACAGGUAUUAAUGCCCAGGUGGCUUGCAGACAGCUUGGCUUCAGUGGCCCCGCACAGCUGGCGGCAGAGGGGGAAUUUGCUUCUGGACAAGGCUUCAUCUUACUGGAUGAUGUGGCUUGCACAGGCAGUGAGCUGUCGCUCUUUGACUGCCCGCACAGCAACUGGGGGCAGCACGACUGCUCACACGAAGAGGACGUGGGUGUCCACUGCUCCCCCGAUAGCAACAGGAUCACUGAAGAGGCUACAGGGAUCCCUGUGCGGCUGGUGGAUGGGAACGGCACCAAAGAGGGGCGUGUCGAGGUUUUCUUGAAUGGACAGUGGGGCAGUGUCUGUGACCAUGGCUGGACAGAUAGAGAUGCGGCUGUAGUUUGCAGGCAGCUGGGUUACAGUGGUACUGCAAAAGCUAAGACCAUGGCUUAUCUUGCUGAAGGACACGCACCCAUCCAUCUAGACAAGGUGGAGUGCAGUGGCACUGAGCACACCCUGGGGGAGUGCGUCACCCACGAGAGCAACAUUCACAGCUGUUGGAAAUAUGCCGGAGUGAUCUGUGACUACAUAGAGGAGGAGGAGGAGGAGAACCAGGCAAACACAAAUGCAGGUUCGAUAUUCGGCUUGUGUGGACGGCGCUUGAUUCAUCACCGCAAAAAAAGGAUAAUUGGUGGAAACAAAUCUCUCAGAGGAGGCUGGCCUUGGCAGGUCUCGCUACGUCUAAAGGGGUUUCACAGAGAUGCUCGUCUGCUGUGCGGAGCGACUCUUAUCAGCAACUGCUGGGUGCUGACAGCAGCACAUUGCUUCAAAAGGUUUGGAGUAGAUGUACGGCGCUACCUGCUGCGUGUGGGAGACCACCACACUGGUGUGAGGGACGAGUUCGAGAGAGAGCUGCCGGUGGAGAAGAUUGUCCUUCAUAGGAACUACCAGUCUAGCAGCAACGACAAUGACAUUGCUUUAGUCAGAAUUCGGGGCAAAAGUGGCAACUGUCUUUCCUUCAGCCACCAUGUCCUUCCUGUCUGCCUUCCUGAGAGGAAGGAGAAGUCUUCUAUAGAUAGACAGGCCUGCGUCAUAUCUGGCUGGGGAGAUACAGGGAGGUCAUACUCAAGGACGUUACUCCAGGGCUUGGUGCCCCUACUCCCAAGAAGAGUGUGCAAAUCCCGUUACGGAAAGAAGUUCACUAAUCGUAUGCUGUGUGCUGGAAACAUUUCUGAAGAUAACCGGGUGGACAGCUGUCAGGGAGAUAGUGGGGGGCCGCUAAUGUGUCAAAGGCCAGGUGGACACUGGAUAAUUCUAGGGAUCACUUCCUGGGGAUAUGGGUGUGGGCGAAAAGACUCUCCUGGUGUUUACACAAAAGUCAGCAAAUUUGUGCCCUGGAUCAAGAAGGUGACCAAACUGAUAUAAGACCAUUCAAUCCAAAGAUGGAUUUGUGUUGUUUUACUGAGCAGUAUUUGGGCAGUGGUUUAGAAGAAUGUCUUCAUUUUGUCUCUGGCUGGGUGUCUGUUUUUUGCUGGUACCCAAACAAGGUUCAUUUGCAAGGGGGCAGCAAGAAA
This is a messenger RNA of Lacerta agilis (Sand lizard), 2996 nucleotides long. RefSeq names its product neurotrypsin-like. The coding region runs from base 358 to 2847 and encodes 829 amino acids. Gene Ontology annotation, cellular component: membrane. Gene Ontology annotation, biological process: proteolysis. The record is from RefSeq and is a predicted model, not a curated record. The transcript has 15 exons. Gene Ontology annotation, molecular function: serine-type endopeptidase activity. Lineage: Eukaryota; Metazoa; Chordata; Lepidosauria; Squamata; Lacertidae.